Magallana angulata is the source of this 2133-nucleotide messenger RNA. RefSeq lists its product as uncharacterized. Gene Ontology annotation, molecular function: nucleic acid binding. Bases 12 to 995 code for a protein of 327 amino acids. NCBI's taxonomy places the organism in Eukaryota, Metazoa, Mollusca, Bivalvia, Ostreida, Ostreidae. The record is from RefSeq and is a predicted model, not a curated record. The transcript is spliced from 2 exons.
UUAGUAGACUUAUGACAAGAAAGUGUUAUGAAAUUAUCGAGUCCCGAUUUGCAUGGGAUAGUUUGAUUAGAUUUGAUAGUUCACAUGAGUUUUUGCAAGAACUUUCGUUCUGGUCGAAGAAUUUGGACAUGUAUAACUGUCGUUUUAUGAAAGAUUAUUCUAAAUCAAUUGCUAUUUUAUGCACAGAUGCUAGUUCAGUAGCUGCAGGAGCUGUAUGUCAAUUAUCAGGUACACACAAGUACUUUCACAGUAAUUUUUCAGAAGUAGAGAGUGCACAAAGUUCCACCUGGCGAGAACUUAAGGCAAUUCAGCUUGCUUUAUUUUCGUACAAAGAAAACCUUAGUGGGAAGUCUGUGAAAAUAUUGACUGACAGUAAAAAUUGUGUUUCAAUUGUCCAAAGUGGUAGCACGAAAAAUGAUUUACAUGUAAUUGCUCUUUCUAUUUUUCAUUUGUGUUUGCAGAGAAAAAUUUCGUUAGAUAUUGCAUGGAUUCCCAGAGAAAUGAAUGAAACGGCAGAUUAUUUAAGUAAAUUAGUGGAUUACGAUGAUUGGUCUGUAUCUGAUGAAUUUUUUGAAUUUAUGAAUAAUAUGUGGGGCCCUUAUACAGUGGACAGAUUUGCAAAUUAUCUUAAUAAGAAAUUACCUAGAUUUAACUCUUUGUUCUGGAAUCCUGGUACUGAUGCAGUUGAUUGUUUUUCUCAAGAUUGGAGUUCAGAUAAUAAUUGGCUAGUGCCACCUAUUCAUUUAGUCAUGAGAAGUUUAAGGCAUCUUAUGUAUUGCAGAUCACGAGGUACUUUGAUCGUUCCUUAUUGGCCAUCGGCGCCGUUUUGGUCUAUGAUUUUUGGACCGGAUAUGACAUAUAGAAGUUAUGUAACAGAUGUUAUUCAGUUUAAUGAUGUAAGAGGUAUUUUGUGCAGAGGCACGUCUAAGAACUGUAUAUUUGGGACUGAAAAAUUUCAUGGUUCUUUAUUGGCUGUUAAACUUUGUUCUGUAUGAGCAGAUUUGAACAUGGUCCUAGUACUGUUGUACUGAGUGACGUGGUUAGAUGCUUGAAUUGUGCAUUUGUAUGUAUCUGUUGUAUAUAUUUUAUGCUAUUGCAGAAUGACGACUGAUGAGAUGAUAUUGUGUAAGACACGGUCCUAAGAGCAUUAGGCAUUAGUGACAUGGUCUUGGAAUUUGUUUUUGACAUGGUCCCUGUUAUGGACAGAGCGACAUGGUCAAAUUUGAAAUAAAAUAAUGUGAGGGACUAACAAAUGUUUCCGUGUUUACAUUUUUCAGAUGUUUUCCAAACAGGAAGAUGGGCCUCAAUUCAGACAUCGGGGGAAAAUUUGGCGGACCUGAAGUUCUUCUGUGAAAAAUCCAAAUCUGAAAGUACUUUUCGUAAAUAUCGGAACACAAAAUCCUUGUCAUUCAUCAUUAGUCGUUUCAGUUUUGGAGGGAGCUCGCCGCUUAAGUGCUAAACCUGUUACCAAGAAAGAACCAAUAACUUCUGAAAUUUUACAGCAAAUAGUGAAUCGUUACGGGACCGGAAGUAGCAGUUUACCAGACAUUCGAAUUUCAUGUAUGUGUCUAUUAAGUUAUGCAGCUUUUUUACGUUUUUCAGAACUGGUCAACUUAAAACGCUCUGACAUUACAUUUUAUGAGGACCAUCUUUCUUUGUAUAUCUCUAAGAGUAAAACAGAUAAAUAUAAGACUGGGAGUAAUGUAAUAGUUUCUAAAACAAAUAAUGUUACUUGUCCGUAUGGUAUGUAACAAUUGUAUUUGAAAAUUGCUGACAUUGCUUCGGAUUCUGAUUGUUUUAUUUUCAGGGCGUUAUCAUUUUGUAAAAAAUCUGGUAAAUAUAAAUUAAGAAAUUCUGGACCAUUGUCUUAUAGUAGAGCAAGGGAAUUAUUACUUAAUGCUUUGGAAAGUGUUGGUGUGGAUAAGUCCAAAUUUGGUCUUCACAGUUUAAGGUCAGGGGGCGCUACUGCGGCUGCUAACGCUGGUGUGAGUGACAGACUGUUUAAGAAGCACGGCAGGUGGCGCUCUGACAACGCAAAAGACGGUUAUGUUCAUGAAAAUGUAAAAUCAUUGAUGUCUGUGUCUCAGUCAUUGAAUAUUUGAAUGUGUUCAAUAAUAAAUAUAACUUACAGUU